UUACCCAUCACUGUUACCUGCUCAACACUUUUUUUGCAGUGGACACUUUUUUUGACCGACGAAAAUAAAAUACACAUUCGCUUUGUAAAUUGAAGUGAAAGUGAUAACUAAAAUUAACGGUAUCCAAUCAUAUUUUUAAAAAGCAUUCAAAAUGAAACAACAAUCAAACGAAACAAAGUUUUUUUUUGGUAGUUUUGGUGAGGCUGAUGAAUGUCUGUUCGACUAUUUACAUGCAGAGGUGGUUAACUACGUUAUUGGCCAAAACUCCAUCGUUAAAGAUGGUGAUGAAGAUAUAUCAAAACUUGAAUGGAUGGGAUUCGCAGUUGGUUACCGUGUGAUCGAACGUCUCACUAGAGAAUGGGUUCGUUUUAAAGACGAACUUGAUAUGAUUAAAUUCAUCUGCACUGAUUUUUGGUCAAGUUUGUACCAAAAACAAAUUGACAAUUUAAAAACUAACCACCACGGUACAUACGUUCUCCAGGACAAUGCAUUUAGGUUGCUCUCAAAUAUCAGUGGAAAUGAGCAAUAUCUCAAAGAAAGCCCACGGUUACUUGCAUUUACCUGUGGAUUAUUACGCGGUAGUUUAGCUAAUCUUGGCAUUGUUAGUGUUGUAAAAGCUGAAAUAUCAUGUCUCCCAAGUUGUAAAUUUCACGUUGAAGUCCAGAGAGUAUGAAGCUUAUAGUAUAAUUAAUUAAUAUCAAUAAUAAAUGAAAAGGAUAGUGAAUUGAUUUUAUUUUAUUCAAAAUUUCAAUCAAAAUAUUUGUUAUCAGAUUCCGUUGAAUUUAUUUUUGUCAUUCCUAAUAAAAUUGAACACGUCUUUUUGAUCGAUAAUUCCUACAAAUUUGUCAUCCUUAUUCUCAUCGACAACGACAACAAAAGAUUCUUUUUCAAGAAUCCUUGAUACUCUGCCGAUUGUGACAGUAAAAUUAACUUUGCUAAAUGAUUUAACAGCAAGUUUAUCAGCUGGGCAUGAGUUGGUAGCAUCCCCAUUAAUAAGACCAGUCAUGAGUGACUUAACAGAAAUAUAUCCAGUGAAUUUAUCACCAAUCAAAACUGGAAUUAUCUGAUAUUUUUCAUUAUUGAACAUUUCCAAGGCGUAUUGGCACGUUGCACCUUGAGAAAGUGGCUUUUGUUUGACAAAGUUGAUGCUAGAUACUGGAAGAUUCCACCACCAUUUGUUGGCUUCUUUCGGUGCUGGUGGUUCCAUAAACCCACGUGCUUCCAUCCAAUGAUCUGAUACAAACUUCGUCAUGUAGUUACGAAUUCCAUCGGGAAGAAGAACAACUAUUCUUUUAUUAGCUGGUAAAUCUUUCGCAAAUUUAAGGGCAGAGAUAACAGCAGCUCCACUACUUCCACCACAGAGUAAGCCUUCUUCUUUAAUUAGUAGUCUUGCCAUUUUAAAAGCCUCGCAAUCGUCAUUUUUAACCCAAGUGUCAAUAACCCUGUGAUCCAAGACAGUUGGAAUAAAAUCAUAUCCAACACCUUCAACAUCAUAGUAGGUUGUUUUUGUUUUGUUCAAUUCCUCUGGACGAGCAAGAAUACUUCCGAAUGGAUCAACAGCAACGACUUGGGUCCUUGGUGAUAAUUCUUUAAGUUUUCUGCCAAUGCCACUUAUGGUUCCACCAGUUCCAGCACCAGCUACAAAGUAAUCAAGUUUACCAUCAGUUUGCUGCCAAAUUUCAAUUGCAGUUUGAUCAUAAUGAGCUAGAGGAUUG
Aphidius gifuensis is the source of this 1715-nucleotide messenger RNA. RefSeq names its product trafficking protein particle complex subunit 6b (gene Trs33). The record is from RefSeq and is a predicted model, not a curated record. The coding region runs from base 152 to 673 and encodes 173 amino acids. Gene Ontology annotation, cellular component: trans-Golgi network; cis-Golgi network; TRAPP complex. NCBI's taxonomy places the organism in Eukaryota, Metazoa, Arthropoda, Insecta, Hymenoptera, Braconidae. The transcript is spliced from 2 exons. Gene Ontology annotation, biological process: regulation of GTPase activity; endoplasmic reticulum to Golgi vesicle-mediated transport.